GCGGCCAGACGCACGCAUCACUCCGCACUCGAGGUGCCAAACUGCGGCUCUGACACAACUCCGACUCGGUGGAGAGAGAAGCUUGACACUUUUCUCAACAAAAAAAAAAGAAAAAAGGGGGGACUCUGGUGCCUUAGACGCCCCCUCUUCAUCCUCUUCUUUACCGUCUUUCUGGGGAUUCCUACUUUUUUUUUUUUUUUUCUUGUUUUUUUUUCUUUUUCCCCCCUUCACCCUCUCUUGUGUUUUUUUUUCCCCCCUGCCCUCCUCUUGCUGCUGUAUAGCGACACUUUGACCCUGGGAGAGAUUCUACCGUGCGUUGCGCGCUCCGGACAUGUCUUUCCCUCAGCUGGGGUACCCACAGUUUCUCAGCGCCGCCCACGAGGUGUACGGGGGCGAGCGGCCGGCGUCCGCCCGCGAAGGGGCCGCCGAGGGCGGCGCGAGCUCCUCCGCCACCGCCGCGGCGGUCGGCUCUAUGCUGGGGAUGUACGGGAGCCCGUGGGUGGCGCACAACUACAGUGCCUUUCUGCCGUACAGCGGAGCCACAGACCUCGCCCUCAUAUCCCAGAUGGGCUCCCAGUAUGAGCUGAAGGACAGCCCGGGCCCCCACCCGGCCUCCCUGCCCGUGCACGCCGCCCAGAGCUUCUACCCGUACGGCCAGUACCCGUACGGCGACCCGUCGAGGGCCAAGACGGCCACGCGGGAGACCACGAGCACGCUGAAGGCCUGGCUGCAGGAGCACCAGAAGAACCCGUACCCGACCAAGGGAGAGAAGAUCAUGCUCGCCAUCAUCACCCGGAUGACACUCACACAGGUGUCGACGUGGUUCGCCAACGCGCGCAGACGCCUGAAGAAGGAGAACAAGGUGACCUGGGGCCGCAGCGCCGAGGACCGGGACGGCCGCAUCUUCAGCAGCGACAACGAGGACGAGCCCGGCAAGAACGGCAGCGACGACGACGACGAAGACGAGGAAAUUGAUUUGGAAACUGUGGAUAUCGAGAGGCCCGAGGAGCAGCGGGCGGCGGCGGCGGAGGAGGAGGAGGAGGAGGAGGAGCAGGGCUCCGGCAAAGUGGAGGGAGAGGCGGGCCUGUCCGCCAGAGAGCAGCAGGCCUCGGAGCCGAAGAGCCCGCUUUCCGCGGAGGGCCUGCGAGGAGUGGAAGCGCCCAUUUCUCUCAACAAAUCGCCCGUCGUCAAACUCGCGGUGGAUCAUUCUCCCAGCAGACAGGAGUGCCAGAGACCAGCGCAGAGCAAACCCAAAAUCUGGUCCUUGGCGGAGACCGCCACCGCCCCGGACAGCGUCCACAAACAUUCCCCCGCGGUCCACGCGCACCACCCGGCUUUGGCCUCCGGCGGGCACCCGGCCUUGCUCCCGGGUCAUGGGAUUUAUACGUGCCAGAUUGGCAAACUGCACAACUGGGCCAACGCGGCUUUUCUGAACGCCAACUCCCUUUUGAACAUGAGAUCGCUGCUCGGCGGGGCGCCGGCCGGACACCUGCCCCUCCACGGCGCGGUGCCGAGCGCGCGUCACGACGCACGGCCGGCGGCGGCGGCGGGCCUGGGAGCCUCGGGGACGGAGGACGAGAGUGACGCGGAGUCGUCGGGAAGCUUCAGUCCAAAGAGAGACGACGAAGAGAGCGACCACAGGCCCGACUCCCUGAAGUCCCCGUUCCAGCUGAUCACUGACAGACCUCACCACCGGACCGCGCCACAACGAGUCCUGACGACAACGUUAUGAGAAGACAA
Molecule: messenger RNA, 1740 nt
Organism: Scophthalmus maximus (turbot)
Lineage: Eukaryota; Metazoa; Chordata; Actinopteri; Pleuronectiformes; Scophthalmidae
Gene: irx1b
Product: iroquois homeobox 1b
Exons: 5
Coding region: 332-1732 (466 amino acids)
Biological process (GO): neuron differentiation; regulation of transcription by RNA polymerase II; cell development
Cellular component (GO): nucleus
Molecular function (GO): RNA polymerase II cis-regulatory region sequence-specific DNA binding; DNA-binding transcription factor activity, RNA polymerase II-specific
Source: RefSeq, a predicted model, not a curated record